Molecule: messenger RNA, 2440 nt
Organism: Eremomyces bilateralis CBS 781.70
Lineage: Eukaryota; Fungi; Ascomycota; Dothideomycetes; Eremomycetales; Eremomycetaceae
Product: 4-coumarate-CoA ligase
Exons: 5
Coding region: 415-2091 (558 amino acids)
Biological process (GO): secondary metabolic process
Molecular function (GO): CoA-ligase activity
Source: RefSeq, a predicted model, not a curated record
GCGAAAGCCAAUGUGAACUGGUCCAUCUUACCAUCUACUAUCUUACUAUCUAGGAGGAUCCAGCGCCCGGGCACAUUGGCCGCCUGGCCUCGAUAGUCCAGCGUCGAGUCGAACGCAUGGUCCUAGAGUGGAGAUAUGCAUACCAUUCGUGCUUGGCCUAGUUAGUCGGGAUGACUGACUCUGGCUCCCCUCGGGUACAAAGAUCGUCCCCGCAAUCCACAUGGCAGUCAAAUCCUGGGCUCAAGGCCGGAUAUGUAGAUAAACCCAAUAAUUACAAUACAAUUGCACAUUUUCAGAGCUUCGUAUCUUCAUCCCCAUUCUCUGCUCACUACUACCUUGACGUCGUGUUGUUCUCAAUUGCAGUUUCCCCUGCGCGUUGCUCCUCGACCAGAUCAACCUCCUAACCCCUUCAAGAUGCCCGUUAAAUCAAAAUGGUCAAUUGACAUUCCCCAGGUCUCCCUCCCAACCUACCUCUUCGGUUCCCCCGAUGGCCCUCUGCCCACCACCCCCACGCUCAUCUCCACCGUCAAGCCCGACACCGUCUACCUUUCCCUCCACACAUACCGACAAUGGUCGAAGCGCCUCGCCGCCGGCCUGCAAGCCGCCGGCUUCCAGCCGGGUGACCGCCUGCUGCUGUUCUCGGGGAACACGUUGUUCUUCCCCGUUGUGAUUCAAGGGGCCAUCAUGGCCGGGGGAAUCUUCACCGGCGCGAACCCCACGUACGUGGCGCGCGAGCUGGCAUAUCAGCUACGGGACUCGGGAGCCAAGUUCCUGAUCUCGGCCGAGGGGAGUCUGGAUACUGCGCUGGAGGCCGCCAAGGAGGUGGGCUUGGACCAGUCGCAUAUUUUCGCGUUCGACGAUGGGUUCGCUACGUUCGAGGGACGGGGAAAAGGUGUCGGCAACAUCAAGAACUGGACCUCGCUGCUCGCGUCGGAAGCCGAGGGGGAGCGAUUCAAAUGGGAGGAGGCGACCACGAAAGAGCAGUUGGAUCGCACCAUUGCGCUGAACUACAGUUCCGGAACCACGGGGGUGCCGAAGGGCGUCAUGAUCACACACACGAAUUACAUUGCGAACACGGCGCAGAUGGCGCACUUGGGCCGGUUGACGGCUGAUUCGGAGGAGAAGGAGAAGCGGACGCGGCUGCUGUGCUUCCUUCCCAUGUACCACGCCAUGGCGCAGACCAUCUUCGGCGUGGGUGCGGCCAAGCGGGGGAUCCCCGUCUAUCUGAUGCCCAAGUUCGAUUUCCUGGACAUGUUGGCGUGCGUGCAGAAGUUCCGAAUCACGGAUCUGACGCUGGUGCCGCCGGUUGUAGUGGCGAUGUCGAAGCAUCCGGCCACGAAGCAGUUUGACCUGAGCAGUGUGGAGCGGGUCGGAUCUGGUGCGGCGCCUUUGGGCCGGGACGUGUGCUCCGAACUGGAGAAGCUGUGGCCCGCGGGGAAAAUCAAUGUCAAGCAAGGUUGGGGCAUGACUGAGGCAACUUGCUCCAUCUUGGGGUGGCACCCGGAUGAGAUCUCCGAGUCGUUCUCCGUCGGCGAACCGAACGCGAACUGCGCGGUCAAAAUCGUCGACGAGAAUGGGAAGGAGGUCGCCCAGGGCGAACGAGGCGAGCUCUGGUGCACCGCGCCGAAUAUCAUGAAGGGAUACUGGAACAAGCCGGAGGCGACUAAGGAAACCUUGACUCCAGACGGGUGGUUGAAGACCGGUGAUAUUGCCUAUAUGGAUAAGGACGGGAAGUUCUUCAUCGUCGAUCGAAUGAAGGAACUCAUUAAAGUCAAAGGCCUCCAAGUCGCCCCGGCAGAACUUGAAGCCUUGCUCUUAGAGCAUCCUGAUGUUGCAGAUGCGGCGGUCAUUGGUGUCACAGUGAACGGAGAAGAGUACCCCAGGGCUUACAUCAUCCCGCAAGUUGGCUCGAAGCCCACGGAACAGGAUAUCCACAAGUUCAUGGAGCCGAGGGUCUCAAGAGCCAAGAGGUUGGUUGGCGGUGUGAGGUUUGUCGACGAAAUCCCGAAGAAUCCGUCGGGAAAGAUCCUCCGGAAAUUGUUGCGGGAGCAGGCGAAAGCGGAGGGAGAAGCCCCAGCGGCAAAGCUGUAAAUUUUGGUCCAUAUCUUAGCAUCUCUUCGUAUGUCUGCAUGUCGACUGGGAGCCACAGGUUGAUUUGGUCCGUCAAUUAGAUCCGGUUGGGAGAAAUUCAUACGGCCGUUUCAAUAAAACAUAAUUCGCUUUGCCAUGCCGGUAAAUUCUAGGGAUUACCAAUAGCCAUGUCAAUUGAUCAUGGUUGGGAGUAUCUUUUUGAGGCCAAGCUGACCCAGUACCGUAUAUCCAUCCCUCCACGGCGGCGAACAGAAAUCGUAACGGCCCAAUAUUGUACAGUAAUUGCGUUAGUUACUUCUCGCGCCCCCUUUCUCCUUCCUGAGCUCGUCCAUCUUCGCAACCCGCUUCU